UUGUUAAGUUUUUGAAGCUAACUCGAGGCCUCACCAUGAAACUGUUUAUCGCUCUCUCCGUGCUGGUAGCCGUGGCAUCAGCCUUGCCUCAAUUUGGCGGCGGCAACGCCAACGCCAAUGCCAAUGCCAAUGCCAACGCACAGGGUGGAGGCUUUGGAGGCGGUGGUCGCCCAGGCUUCGGCGGCGGUGGAUUCGGCGGACCCGGCGGUGGUUUCGGUGGAAAUAGAGGAGGCGGCGGUUUCGGUGGUGGACCCGGAUUCGGAGGCGGCGGCUUCGGCGGUGGACCCGGCGGUGGUUUCGGUGGACCUGGAGGCGGUUUUGGUGGUGGACCCGGAAUCGGAGGCGGCGGCUUCGGCGGUAGACCCGGAGGCGGUUUCGGCGGUGGCGGCGGCGGCGGUUCAUCCUCUGCGAGUGCCUCGGCCAGCGCCAGUGCCAGCGGUGGUGGUGGUGGUGGUUUCCGCGGCUAAGCCAUAUAAGAUCUGACUUAUGUAUCUUGAAUAAUUAAGAGUUAAUGAAUGUGAAUAAAAAAAUGAUGAAGCUAAAUCUUAUUUAAGAAGAGUAUUCAUCGCAAUUAAUUAUA
Drosophila montana is the source of this 580-nucleotide messenger RNA. RefSeq names its product ctenidin-3-like. Bases 36 to 467 code for a protein of 143 amino acids. The record is from RefSeq and is a predicted model, not a curated record. NCBI's taxonomy places the organism in Eukaryota, Metazoa, Arthropoda, Insecta, Diptera, Drosophilidae. The transcript has a single exon.